This is a messenger RNA of Colossoma macropomum (tambaqui), 1794 nucleotides long. It is a transcript of the gene ttc19, whose product is annotated as tetratricopeptide repeat domain 19. The record is from RefSeq and is a predicted model, not a curated record. Bases 49 to 1278 code for a protein of 409 amino acids. Lineage: Eukaryota; Metazoa; Chordata; Actinopteri; Characiformes; Serrasalmidae. Gene Ontology annotation, cellular component: mitochondrial inner membrane. The transcript has 10 exons. Gene Ontology annotation, biological process: mitochondrial respiratory chain complex III assembly. Gene Ontology annotation, molecular function: protein binding.
UAUCACGUGACCACACCGCCUGCAUCAUUGCAUGAUCAAAGAGGAAACAUGGCGCUCCCCUCCAGCUGUCGUCUGUUUGUGACACAGAGGGUUUGCGUUAAAAAGCUGCUAAGUGAGGGAGCGAGAAGGUUUUCUGUUUCCAGCUGGUCUCCAUGCAGAACACACACGUCGCAUCGACCGCUGUCUGUCGUUUCGCAGCUGUCGCAGCAGCUGAGUGAGUCUCAGGGACGAAGGUCGUCCAGGUUCUGUGGAAAUGCGGGAAAUGCGGUGUGCAGGACCGAGCAGAGCCGGACUGGACGCAGCGGCUAUCAGCGGCGCGGCGUGGCACUGUGGAGCGCUCUGGCGUUCUCAAUAUUCGGAAGCACAGAUGAGAGAACUGAGGCACAGAAGACUGAGGAUGAGAUUAUUCUUCUCCUAAAAAAAGCAAAGUACAGCAUGAUGCUGGGGGAGUUCGAUGCAGCAAACGUGUUUUUACACAAAGCAGUCCGACUCGCCCAUCAGAGCCACAACAACGAUGCCAUCAUCUACACAUACAGCCUGAUGGCCAACCUGGCCUUUGUUCAAGGCCAGCUGGACAAUGCUGAGAAACUGUUCAAAGCAGCUAUGAGCUUCGUGCUCUCUGGGGGAACGCCACAGGAUGACAAUGCAGUCAUUGAAAUGUCCCUGAAGUUGGCCAGCAUAUAUGCAACUCAAAACAAGAAUGAGUUGGCAGAGCAUGGCUUCCAGUUCUGCACAGAGUCUCUGGAGGCCAAGAUUGAGAAACAUAAGGAACUUCCCCCUGACACUGUAUCAGAAGAGGAACGGAAGGACACUCGGCUGCUGCUGGGACUCAGUCUGGACUCCCGGGCGCGAUACCUGGCAGCCACACAUCGUCUGUCUGGAGCCUGCAGGGACUACCGCCGCGCUCUGCAGAUCUGCCAGGAGGAGCAGGGAGAGAGCCAUCCUCAGACGCUGGUCCUGAUGAGUGAUUUGGCCACAGUGUUGGAUCUUCAGGGGAAGCAUGAUGAGGCAUUGGCUCAGGUGAAGAAGGCUGUGGAACUGGGCCAGGCAGCAGGACACCCUGACCAGCACGUACUGCUGGGGAACAUGGCAGGCAUUCUAAUGCACAAAGGUGAGUUUGAAGAGUCCAUUAAGCUGUAUGAAGAGGCUCUGACACUGGCGCGGGCGGCCGGUGAUAUGGAGGCAGUGGAGCAGCUCGAGGAGGGGCUGAAGGAGCUGAACGCGAGGAAAGAGGAACAGAACAGGAGCACUACAGAUGAUCCACCGGCUGAGGAGUGACCCACACUGGAAAAUAAACACUGGAAACACACAAUGUAAAGCUUUCCAAUUAACUCUGUCCAACUUCUCCUUAGAGGAAAUAUAUGACUGCGCACAUGAUCCUUGAUCAUCUUCUGGUUGCCAUGGCUGUUGCCGUAGUUGGCCAUAAUCUGCACUGCCAUUUUUGUCCUGUGGGACUUUUAAGCACAUCCAACACACUGCGCUGGAUUUUCCAUUGGAGACUCGUUAGUAAUGUUAAGACUGAUUUUGUGGUGUUAAUUUUAAAACCGGAAUGUCUAAGAGUUCUCGCAAACGGCUCUCCUGGAAAAUCCUAUUCAGGAAGGACAGUCAGAGGUGACGGGAAGUGCUAAUGGAGAUUUUCCAGUGUGAUCUGCUUGUCGUGUCUGGAUGUUUCCAGAGGGAAAAACAUACAAGAAACAGGACUUGCGUGACUCUUGUCAUUCAUCAUCACUCCUCUCUUGGUUUUCCCCUGUGUUUGAUGUGAUGAGUGAUGUGAUAAACCUGCACAAACCCAAA